Zophobas morio is the source of this 1846-nucleotide messenger RNA. Its product is annotated as vanin-like protein 1. Lineage: Eukaryota; Metazoa; Arthropoda; Insecta; Coleoptera; Tenebrionidae. The transcript has 7 exons. Bases 85 to 1686 code for a protein of 533 amino acids. The record is from RefSeq and is a predicted model, not a curated record.
GUUAGUAAUUACCUGUGUUGACUCCACCAAUAAAUCAGACGUACAUCUUUGAAUAUUUCAGUACGCAACGAUUUCUUGGCGAAGAUGUUACCAGUUAUCUUAUUUUCACUAAUUAUAAUUUCUGUGUCUCAGGCUUCACCAUGGGACACCCUUUCAGCAACCAUCGCCGUCGUGGAAUUUGAGCCAGUCUAUAACGAAAGACUCACAGACAAUGAAAUAAUAGAAGCGAACCUCGUCAAGUACUUAGAUAUAUUAAAUACUACAGUGGUCACAAAUAAUAAGACACUUGAUAUGAUCAUAUUUCCUGAAGGAAGUCUUGGUGUUAUUGGCGAAACUUCUGUGGAAAUGGCAACAGGAGACAACCCCUUCUAUGACCUCAAAGAAUAUCCAGACUUUAUGAAAACUUUAUCUUUCACGGCAGCCAACUUUACAACAUACCUCGUCACUAAUCUAGUUGAAAAAGUGAAAUGUGAUGACACAUCUUCUAGUGAUAGCGAAAAUUGUAAGAACACUGGGUACUACUAUUACAACACAGAUGUGGUCUUCGACAGAAAUGGCACCAUCAUCAGCCGAUAUCACAAGUACAACCUCUUUGGUGAGUUCGACAUGGACAGACCUGAUGAACCAGAAAUAGAAACGUUUGAAACCGACUUUGGUGUCAAGUUUGGCAUCUUCACUUGCUUUGAUAUUUUAUUCAAAAGUCCAGCUCAACCCGUCUUGACUGAGAACAUAGAUGCCAUCGUCUACCCCACCGAGUGGCACGCAGAGCUCCCAUUUUUAACAGCUCUUCAAACCCAACAGAUGUUCGCUUACGACCACAAAAUUAUGUUGUUUGCUGCUGGUGUAAAUGAACGAAGCGCGUCCAGUGGUGGAAGCGGAGUUCACAGAAGUACUCACGAUACCAUUUUGAACACAAUUGUGGCUGAAGGAGGUUCUAAAACUUUAAUAUAUGAAAGUGUGAACGGAAUUGUGGUGGCUCCCGAAGUUCAGGAUGUCGACGUUUUGGGUAAAGAAAUGGACGAUUUCCCUCUAUGGAUCGAUGCCAGUCUUCAAAAUUUCACGUGGACACCUUUAAACACGACCAGUUCGCAACCCAUCGAAGAUCAAGUUUGUCAUGGAAAUGACACAGAAAACCCUUUCUGUUGUAAUUUCAACAUCAGUUUGACCACAAGUAAAGAAACCGGUACUUCGUAUUCUUACCUCCUGGUGGCUUUCUCAGGCCUUCGUCACUACCCCAACAUCAGCGACGGUGGUCUUGAAAUCUGUGGAGUCAUCGCUUGUCUCAACGCUUCGAUAUCUUCCUGUGGUCAAAGAUUUCCGAAAUACGACGAAAUUGUGUGGCCUGUAACGUUUGAGGAACUUACCAUUACAGCUAAUUUCGAAGUCAGUGACAAUAAGACGCAGUUCCCCAAUACUUUGUUGAGUUCGAUUCGACCGAUUAACGCGAAUGAGACGGAAUGGAGUGGCAAAAAUGUUGAUGAAGAUGGGAAAACGGUGAUCCAGACGUUCGCUCUUAAGAAACCACAAAAUCGGCUGUUGACUUUUGCGAUUUAUGGACGAGAUUUCGGACAAGAUGUGUUUCCAAGAGAUGACGAUCACAAUGAUACAGGUGCUGCAAGUUCCAUUUCAAGUACUCUGCUAAUUUUGGGCUGUUCUCUGGUUUUGUCUGUAAUGAUACAUGUGUAAAAUACAUGUACGUAGAGAUGCAUUUGUCAUAAAGUUAAAAUGUAAAUUAAUUUUUAAUAUAAUUUUUACUGUGUAACAACUUGUUAAGUACUAACUAUAUUUAGCUAAUAGAUAUCUGUGUGAAAUAAAACAUCGUACAAUUCAAAAAAUAAUUUUUAAA